Messenger RNA from Nelumbo nucifera (sacred lotus), 809 nucleotides. RefSeq lists its product as uncharacterized. Gene Ontology annotation, molecular function: RNA binding. The record is from RefSeq and is a predicted model, not a curated record. Lineage: Eukaryota; Viridiplantae; Streptophyta; Magnoliopsida; Proteales; Nelumbonaceae. Gene Ontology annotation, cellular component: nucleus.
UUACAUACCACUUUCAUUUCCAGCGUUGCAAAGUUUCGUAGCAUUUCGCAGAGAGCGAGCGAGAGAUAGAUCAGAAGAAUCCAGUCUACAAAAGAGGUUUUCAUGGAGGAAGCGACUCUAGUAGUAGCACAGGCCACAGACAACGGCAAGACUGAGCUUGCCAGUGCCAGCCCUAGGAAGUACAGAAUUCAAGUUUCCAACACCAAGAAACCGCUCUUCUUCUACGUCAAUCUUGCCAAGAAGUACAUACAGCAGCAUGACGAGGUUGAGCUUUCUGCAUUGGGCAUGGCUAUUACUACGGUUGUCACAAUUGCUGAGAUUUUGAAGAACAAUAGAAUGGCCAUCCAGAAGAAAAUUUUAACAUCUACAGUUGACAUGAAAGAUGAGACCAAAGGCCGCAUGGUACCAAAAGCCAAGAUUGAAAUAUUGUUGGUGAAGGCUACCAGUUUCGAUAAUCUGAUGACUUCUGCUAACACAGCACCAGAGAUGAUUACAAAUAAUGACAAGAAGGAAUUAUGAGACCACAUUUGACAUCCAUUUUCUGUAAUUUGAUGUUUACGAAAUUUUAUUACAUUUAGGACUGAUAUUGGAGGGUAGGACUUUACAAUGAGAGCCACUGCUGCUAACAUGAAAGAGGAAUUAAGAGAUUAGAGAUACCACCUUCGCACGGGGGGAUCCUGUCUUUCAUUUCUAUGUUUCUCGCUAUCAUCUUUUCAUUUCUUUAGUUGUAAUCUUGUUUCUUGUAGGCAUGUAACUGAAUCUGGUUAGUCGACAAUACAAAUGAAAUGAUGAUUGAUGGUUGAACCACA